This is a messenger RNA of Bradysia coprophila, 1099 nucleotides long. RefSeq names its product poly(3-hydroxybutyrate) depolymerase-like. The record is from RefSeq and is a predicted model, not a curated record. Lineage: Eukaryota; Metazoa; Arthropoda; Insecta; Diptera; Sciaridae.
UCAAGUUGUCGAAAGCUGUGAGACGCAAUUUGCAUUAAAUUCAAAAUGUCCAAAAAUUCGUUGUCGUUGGUGUUUUUGAUAGGCUAUUUGCUAUGUGACUUUGUGGUUUCACAACAACUACAGCAAUACAAUAUCGAUCCUAACUCGGUUACGGUAUCGGGCUUAUCAGCCGGAGGUGCGAUGGCUAUGCAGUUUCAUUUUGCACAUUCGUCUGAAGUUCACGGAGCAGGAAUAUUUGCUGGAAUUGCUUACUUAUGUGCGAGUAGUGGUCUCAUAGCAGCAAAUAUGUGUAUGAUAAGUCCACUCAUUACGAACGUAAACAACCUUAUCGCACAAGCAAAUAAUUUGGCUGGUAGUAGUCAGAUUGAUCCCGUUGGUCAUAUUAGUGGUGACAGAGUCUUCAUUUUUCAUGGUGUCAUGGACUUCACUGUUGUUCCAGGAGCUGGCAGACACGUAGAGACCAUGUACAACCACUUUGGAGCCCAAAUUAGUUCACAGUUCUCUCUUCCAUCAGGACAUGGUUUUCCAACACACAACUUCGGUGGAGCAUGUGGAUCCACAGCUUCACCAUUCAUCAACAACUGCAAUUUCCGAGGAGCUUACGAAAUGUUAAAUUUCUUGUAUGGUGGUGGAUUAACACUACCCGCUGACACUGCUGGUGUUGUGGGCAAUCUUCUCAAUUAUGACCAAUUAGAGUUUGUGGCCGGAACACCAAAUCUUUCUAGUAUGAAUGCUCAAGGUUUCGUCUACGUACCAACUGCCUGUCAACAAGGUGCUUCCUGCAGACUUCACAUUUCCUUCCACGGAUGUCUGCAGGCUAGACAAAAUGUUGGUAAUGCUUAUGCUGCAAAUGCCGGUUUCAUGCAAGUUGCUGAAGUUAACAACAUAAUUGUGCUAUUCCCACAAGUCAGUUCGAUAGUUCUCACAAAUCCAAAUGCGUGCUUCGACUGGUGGGGAUAUUUGAAUUCCAAUUUCGCAACGAGAAAUGGUGCCCAAAUUGCAGCCACUUACCGCAUGAUGAACCGACUGAUCAGAGGAUAGGAUCUUCAAAUAUUUUAGAAAAGUUUGGUUUCAUAACAAUAAAGCAUCCUUAAAAGUC